GCCCCCUAAAAAAGAAAGAAAGAAAGCAUGUCUUCCCCUGGAGACUGCAGAGACGAGUGUUCAACAGAGGAGGAUGUGCAGCCACCGCGGCUGAAGAAGCGCAGCGCGCAGGUGUCGUGUCUUCCUUUCAGCGUGGAGGCGCUCAUGUCGGACCGGAGGCCGCUGGAUGCGACCGACAGAAAGGAGGGAAAUUACUCUUUAAACAAACAUCACAGGCCGGAGGAGUUCACCCAACAGUUAGUAUCCAUCAAAUCAGAGCCAGCGGAACGAGGGGGCUGUGCGUCCUGGAUACCCGGCCCCAUUAAGAUGUCAACACCACCCCGGCAGUUCAGUCCAGCAGUCUGCCCCUUGAGGAAGCACAAAACCAACCGCAAGCCUCGCACCCCCUUCACAACCACGCAGCUCCUGGCCCUGGAGAGAAAGUUUCGUCACAAGCAGUACCUGUCCAUCGCAGAGCGAGCCGAGUUCUCCUCCUCGCUGUCGCUGUCCGAGACGCAGGUCAAAAUCUGGUUUCAAAACCGGCGAGCCAAAGCCAAGAGGCUUCAGGAGGCCGAGGUGGAGAAACUCAAAAUAGCGGCUGGCAUCGGGCCCAAAGCUGUGUUCCACCCAGGCUUCUCAUCCUUCAGUUUUCCCCUCAGUGUUAACCUGCAGGCUGGAUCAGCAGCACUCUACGGACUGGGCUGCUCAUUCGGCCGCAGCCCCGUCCUCCCUGCUGCACAUCUGGCCAUGUAUGCCUCGCAGGUCGGGCACAGCCUGUUCCACCUCUCCUGAGAGGAAGCAGCACUUUACGGACAAAAUGCUGUGGAUCCGGAUGCGUGUAAAACAACAAAGAAGAGGAUGACUCUGGUAUGAAGUCAUGCACCGUUUAUAAAAGACUUGAUUAGGGACCUGAAGAGGAGCUGUAGCUUCAUGAUCUUCAAGGAGAAUUUCUAAAUGUCCUUAUAUUUUUCUCAAGGGCCUCUAUGGAAGGACAAGAAUACAGCAGUCUCGAAGAGCCUUCUUUGCUUCGCUUAUUCAGCAUCGGCCACUGAUAAUGAAUGGAGUAUUGAUCAGACCAUGUGUAUUUGAUUAUUGGUCUGCAUACCAUUAAUUGUAGCCUUGUUUAUUUGUUUUUACUCUUGUAUUUCCUCAAAGAUUCCAGCAUUGGGAAUAUUAUUUUUUACGUUAGUUGAAUUUGCAGGGAGACAUUUUGUCCUGGUGAAGCGCAUAUUUUCUGAAGAGCCAAAGCAUUCCCGAAGGACACACAUUUAUUUAUGAUAGCCCUCAGAUUCAUUUA
Messenger RNA from Morone saxatilis (striped sea-bass), 1276 nucleotides. Its product is annotated as homeobox protein MSX-2-like. Gene Ontology annotation, cellular component: nucleus. Gene Ontology annotation, molecular function: RNA polymerase II transcription regulatory region sequence-specific DNA binding; DNA-binding transcription factor activity, RNA polymerase II-specific. The record is from RefSeq and is a predicted model, not a curated record. Gene Ontology annotation, biological process: embryonic morphogenesis; regulation of transcription by RNA polymerase II. Lineage: Eukaryota; Metazoa; Chordata; Actinopteri; Moronidae. The coding region runs from base 28 to 771 and encodes 247 amino acids. The transcript is spliced from 2 exons.